GAUCUCCUAACGCGUGGCCUCGCUGGACUCCCAGCAUGCUCUGCAAAGGAAAGGUUAAAAAAAAGACUACAGUUCCCAGCGUGCCCUUUGAGGGAGAGUGGAAAAUGGCUCCAGUGGAGCACGUCGUGGCUGAUGCCGGCGCUUUCCUGCGGGGAGCCCCGCUUCAGGAGAUUGGCAAGAACAUCUACACAAUCCGAGAGGUGGUGACUGAGAUCCGGGACAAGGAGACCCGGAGGCGGCUGGCGGUGCUGCCCUACCAACUCCACUUCAAGGAGCCGUUUCCCGAAUACGUGCAGCGUGUGACAGAGUUUUCCAAGAAGACGGGUGACUACCCCAGUCUUUCAGCCACAGACAUCCAAAUCCUAGCCUUGACCUACCAGCUAGAAGCAGAGAACGUUGGUGUGGCUCACUUGAAGAAAGAGCCAGAACAGAAGGUAAAACUCAGCUCAACAAGCCAACACCCUGAGGCACCGGUUCAUGUCCCUGGCUUCCAUCUCCCUGCCAAGACCAAGUGCCCAAGUGGUGAAAAGCGUCAUCCAGCCACGGGAAGCAGAGAAUGCACAGAAUUGGCCAGCCCUGAAGCCUCUGAGUUUGGCUCUUUUCUGUUCUGGAGGAACCCUCUACCCAGCAUUGAGGAGGACCUCCUGGACUUGCUGAAAGCUGACGCUGUCCUUAUUGAGCCGGAGAAACUCAAAGGCCACGAGAGUGGCGAGGAGGAGGAGAGCGGAGAGGACAGUGAAGAUGACGAGGGCUGGAUCACACCCAGCAACAUCAAGCAGAUCCAGCAGGACCCAAGCCAGGGGGAGGAACCUGCCGGUGUGCAGGUCGCCUGCAUCACAACUGACUUCGCCAUGCAGAAUGUUCUCCUGCAGAUGGGCUUGCAUGUGCUGGCAGUGAAUGGCAUGCUGAUCCGGCGCACCCGCAGCCAUAUCAUGCGCUGCCACGGCUGCUUCAAGACAACAUCUGAAAUGACCCGGCUCUUCUGCCCCCACUGUGGGAACAAGACUCUGAAGAAGGUGGCAGUGACUGUGGGUGACGAUGGCAGCCUCCAUGUGCAUUUUUCCCAGAAUCCCAAGGUCUUGAACCCUCGUGGCCUCCGGCACUCCCUCCCCGCUCCUCAAGGCGGGAAGCAUGCAAACAACCCUCACCUGACAGAAGACCAGCGCUUCCCCCAGCAACGGCUCUCCCGCAAGGCCAGGCAGAAGACAAACGUCUUUGACCCCAAUUAUAUCACUGGAGUUUCUCCGUUUGUGGAGAACGACAUUUACAGCCGGGCAGCCAAUCUACAGAUCCGGGAUGCAGCGCUGGGUGCAGGUAGGAGGCGCCUGAACCCCAACACGGUCACCAAAAAGUUUGUGAAAAAAAGAUGAAGUGGGAAGAGAGGCAACUGCCCGUCUGUCCAGGUUGUCAGCAGAACACAUCUUGUGUUUCUGACAGCUUGCAGGACUUUAGACCCUUGGCUGGGGUGUGUGCGGAUGAAGGCUCUGCUUUCAGACAGCUUUUGAGGCAACAGACACAUAAGUGGAAGGGAGAAAACAGCAUCUUUCUGAGGAAAGUGCAACGCAGAUGGCCAAGCAGCGAGCACGGCCUCUUCUUGCAGCAGAAUGCAUGCACUACGCCAAGCGCUUGGGCAGACUCCCAUGCAAUAGACUCAGUGGUGGUGGCUGUUUAUUUUUUAAUAAACGAGGGUUUCUCCGCA
Molecule: messenger RNA, 1699 nt
Organism: Rhineura floridana
Lineage: Eukaryota; Metazoa; Chordata; Lepidosauria; Squamata; Rhineuridae
Gene: NOB1
Product: NIN1 (RPN12) binding protein 1 homolog
Exons: 9
Coding region: 36-1370 (444 amino acids)
Biological process (GO): maturation of SSU-rRNA; ribosomal small subunit biogenesis
Cellular component (GO): preribosome, small subunit precursor
Molecular function (GO): RNA endonuclease activity
Source: RefSeq, a predicted model, not a curated record